CGCGAUGUUAUAUGUGUCAUGUUUCUCAUCAGUUAACCUUUUUAACUAUUUGCUAUUCGAAAAAAUUAUCGUAAGAAAAUAAGAAAAAUUAAAUAAAUUCUGCAUGCCCGAAGAUAUUGUUCUAGUUAAUGAUAAAUAAAUACUGUAAAUAUGUAUAUACUUGGUCGAUAUUUUUUUUAAUUUUUAACAAGUAACGAGCGACAGCUAAAACCUUCCGAGGGUUACUCAGGAGGGUGACCUUGACAACAUAUGUCAGGGUCAAAGUCAUUGGGGCUAGUUCCGUUAACAUGCAUAUUUACCACGCAUUUCCAUUUUUCAUUUAAUUGUAUACCUUAUGCUAAGAAAUCUGAUAAAUAAUGUUACUAUGAUAUUUAUAACGCAUUCCCCUUGACAACUUAUUACUAAUUGAUCAAAUAAUAAUCCAUAGCUAAAAUUUAUUAUAAUCCUUAUUUGUAAUUCUUAUGUUGCAGCAUUGCCACAUGCAGCAAAGUUAUUUGAUUUAAUGUAUUGUGGUUUUAAUUUUCUGCAAAUUCCUCAGUUGGUUUAUUUCUGAUUGAUAUCUGGCUCCCUCGGUUAAAAAGAAGUACAUUCUGCGCACUUUGUAUUCUUGGUUCUAUAUUGAUUCUACGGAAAUUCUAUGUAUGUGCUGCAAAAUAUUCUCAACUAUAAACUGAAAAAAUCCGGAUAUAGAAAUCUUCUUAGUAUAUUCAAAUAAAUCGCAGUCGUUCUACAACAGUACAAAUAUCAGCGCAGAUUACGAAGGAGCUCAGUAAGUUUGCAAGUACGGAGAACGCGCAACCCAAUAUUCGCAGAGCAACAGGGACAUCGCACUAAUCGCAGGCGAUCGAACGAUUAAAACGAACGCGUGGAGCAUUGACUGUUCACAACCAUGGAGGAAAAAGUAACAAAGUCCGAAAUUCAAUCCUUCUACAUAGGCAAGACCGUUUUUAUUACUGGCGCUUCUGGAUUCAUGGGUAAAGUUCUCUUGGAAAAAUUGCUGUAUUGCUGUUCCGAUCUCGUCAAAAUCUACGUUCUCAUGCGUAUGAAGAGAGGCCGCAGUAUCGAAAGUCGGCUUGACGACAUGUUCAAAUUGCCUCUGUUUCAAAGAUUGCGGAAUGAGAAACCUAAUCUUUUUAAGAAAGUGAUACCGCUGAAUGGCGACAUAUGUUUGCCCGAUUUAGGUCUCAUCGAUCAACAACGAGAGCUCUUAAUAAAUGAAGUAAAUGUGGUAUUUCACUUCGCCGCGACACUUCGACUGGAAUCGAAAUUGAAAGAUGCCAUUGAGAUGAACACGACAGGUACACAAAAAGUACUGGAUGUGGCAAAAGAAAUGAAGCAUCUAGAAUCCUUCGUGCAUUUAAGCACAGCUUUCUGUCACGUCGAUCAAGAGGAACUUGGCGAACGUAUCUACAACCCGCCCGUUGAACCUCAAGAUAUCAUGAGACUUGUUCAGUGCUUAGAUGAUGAGAGUAUCGAUCUUAUUACGCCCAAAUUAUUACAUCCACAUUCAAAUACUUACACGUACUCGAAACGUUUAGCAGAAACGCUGGUGGCCAACGAAUACCCCAAUAUACCUUGCUGCAUCGCUAGACCAUCGAUCGUACUACCUAGUUACGAAGAGCCGAUGCCAGGAUGGGUCGAUAACUUAAACGGACCAAUAGGAUUGCUAGUCGGUGCAGGCAAAGGUGUUAUCAGAUCAAUGCACUGCAACGGCAAUUAUCACGCCGAAGUUAUACCAGUAGAUUUCGCGAUUAAUACAUUAAUUGCAAUUUCAUACAAACUUACUACUGAUAAAAAAAAAUCAAAAAGUAUUCCCGUAAUCAAUGUAACGCAAGGCAAUAUAAAACGUAUUACUUGGGCAGAAAUACUGGAAAAGGGCAGAGAGCGCCUUCACGAAUAUCCUUUCGAUGGAGCCAUUUGGUAUCCAGAUGGCGAUAUGCGUAGCAGCAAAUUUGUGCAUAAUCAUUUCAUCUUCUUCUUUCACAUUAUUCCCGCGUACCUCAUUGAUUUCCUGAUGUUAAUAUUUCGGCAGAAAAGAUUUAUGGUUAAUCUCCAAAACCGAAUCUCAAACGGUCUCGAACUGUUGCAAUAUUUUACCACGAGAGAGUGGAAAUUUUGUAACGAUAAAUUCAUCAAACUGCACGAGGAAUUACAAGGGGCAGACAAGGAAAUGUUUAUAAACUUACGUUACGAUAGUGAUCUAGAUGAAUAUAUUAAAAACGUUAUCCUUGGCGCACGGCAGUAUUGUAUGAAGGAGGAUCUGUCUACUCUACCGAAAGCCCGUCGGCAUCAAAAAAUAAUUUUUUUUAAGUGUAAAUUUUGGGGUUUUUCAUCAAGCAGAAUAAAAAUGAAAUAUGUACAUAAUGUUCAUAUUCAUGCCAAUAAAAAUGUUUAAUAUUUAUUUUUUCCUCUUUAUUCUUAAAAGGUAACAAUAGGUACAUUUCUAAGAGAAACUGGAU
Molecule: messenger RNA, 2459 nt
Organism: Vollenhovia emeryi
Lineage: Eukaryota; Metazoa; Arthropoda; Insecta; Hymenoptera; Formicidae
Product: putative fatty acyl-CoA reductase CG5065
Exons: 11
Coding region: 890-2395 (501 amino acids)
Biological process (GO): long-chain fatty-acyl-CoA metabolic process
Cellular component (GO): peroxisome
Molecular function (GO): alcohol-forming very long-chain fatty acyl-CoA reductase (NADP+) activity
Source: RefSeq, a predicted model, not a curated record